Molecule: messenger RNA, 1536 nt
Organism: Protopolystoma xenopodis
Lineage: Eukaryota; Metazoa; Platyhelminthes; Monogenea; Polystomatidea; Polystomatidae
Source: the annotation of a GenBank genome assembly
UUGAAAAAUGUGCCUAUUUCGAUUUUUCAUCCUCUAUUUCACAAAUUUCCCUUUUUCUCAGCUGUACAGCAAGGCCGGAUACCAUCGUUCCCCUCCGUCUACGGGCCUUUCUUCGCUUCACCCGGCUCCGCCUCCGCCAUCUUUCAUUCGCCCGCCGCCAUGUGCGCUGCCGCAGCCGCCGCUGUUGCUGCGGCUACCGCAGCUGCUGGUUUUGCGGUACCUCCCUCUUUUCCUCGGUUUCCCCGGAUUGCCGGUCCAUGCUAUUCUGGUGGCCAAGACGGCAUGCUACCCUCAACUACAGGGGCUGCUCUUCCAAGGAUCACCGGACACUCUCAGAUGUGUCCGACAUUGCAAUUGCCACAAUCGCCGUCAGCCUUCUCCAUAUCACAAUCAAAGCUGCCGACGACGCCAGUAACUCCCAUUAUCUCCAAGUCACUUCCGCUACAGCCAGGAUUAUUUGGUACCUCUUUCUCGCAACAACUGGAUUCUUCUUCAUCAAGCCUGGCCGAAACCCUCUUACCGUCACGACCGCGGAGUAAUAUACCCUUAAAUUUAGCGCCCCCUUCUACUUCACCGGCAUUCCCUUAUGCUCCUGUGGCCCAUCGAUACAACAGCGUCUAUCCCAGCAACCCAGUUAAUGUUGAUCGCAGAUCCGAACUAGCACAGGCGCAUGGUUCAACCAUAUCCCCAACAAUAACACAUUCAGGCUCAUUGGGGCCCCUUGAGCCGGGACCACUAGCUGGUUUGAGAGGACAGCUGCUUGGGCCUUCGCCAGUGGUGGGACAUAAACAACAGUCAAUGGCCAGUUGGUAUCCCUUUCAGAGCUGCUCGAACCUUGCUCACUCGACUUUUGAAAAGUCGCAGCACAAGCGGCACCACAUGCUAUCCCCACCUCCAAACCAGUUGCAGACAGAACCUUGUACUUCCGUGCCCUCUUGUAGUCACCAUCAUAGCCUCUACCCUGCUCCAGUGGCCCUCACUUCGUCUGAGAUGAUUUCCGAUCUUUCGCAGUCUCACCUUCUGCCUAAAGAAGUUCCAGUGACAGCAAACAAACAUACUAAUAUCGUCUUUCCUUCGUUAUCCCAUCUGCACUCUUAUUCCAUCAACACCUCGCCACUGUCCCCAUUCUCAUCUUAUCCUAACUCCCCGUCUACAUUUCUUCCAACCUUCCCAUCCUCCUCUUUAUCCUCACUACAUCCGCGUAUUUCCCCGACCUUUUCUUCGAACAUAUCCUCGCCAACAGUUCAUUCUGUCAGUACUUUGGACACCAAAAUGACAACAUCAAUCUCAAGAGAACCCUGUCUAUCUCCCCCAGUGAAGCCAACCAUGCAAACUACUCUUUCUAUGCGUUCAAAAGGCAUGGGCUCGUUUCCAACUUCUGGCCUAGACUCAGCGGCUUUGAGUCUCUCCUCCCAGCAGGCUGAAUUCCUUAGCCUUAUUUUAGGCUCUGAACCCUUUUUAAGUAAAAGCGAAAGUAAGUUUUCUGCGAAUACACGAGGGUAUGGAAAAGGAAUCCACAAAAAGGAAGUGGGUUAA